This is a messenger RNA of Erigeron canadensis, 621 nucleotides long. Its product is annotated as protein FAR1-RELATED SEQUENCE 5-like. NCBI's taxonomy places the organism in Eukaryota, Viridiplantae, Streptophyta, Magnoliopsida, Asterales, Asteraceae. The record is from RefSeq and is a predicted model, not a curated record. The transcript is spliced from 2 exons. The coding region runs from base 1 to 621 and encodes 206 amino acids.
AUGGAGGGUCACCCAUAUGCAGGGCGGUUAACUCAAGAUGAGUUUAGUUUGGUUGAAGAAUUGACAGCGAUGAAUAUGCCUCCACGUGAUAUUUUAGCAAUCAUCAAGGAGAGGGAUCUAAGUAAUGUGUCUACAAUUAGUACGACCUACAACAGACGCACUAAACUUCGCAUGGCCGAGCAAGUAGGCAAUUCUCCAAUGCAGGUUCUCAUGGCUCUUUUGCAUUCUAACAAUUAUGUUUACGAAUUUUCUACAACUUCUUCGAACGAGCUAGAAAAUCUAUUCUUUGUGCAUCAAACAUCAUUCAGUAUUUGGCGUGCAUUUCCACAUGUGUUGAUUAUCGAUGCCAUGUACAAGACCAACUAUUACAAUUUGCCUUUUGUGGAGAUUGUUGGUGUAACGUCGACCAACAAGACAUUUUUGAUAGCUUUUGCAUUUAUACAAAAUGAAAGGACAACUAACCAUACAUGGGUCUUAAAUUGUCUUAAGUUGACUUUAGACUGUUGCAUGCACCCACGUGUUAUAGUUACUGACAGAGAGUUGGCUCUAGUAAAUGCAUGCAAAGAGAUUUUCCCAGAUGCAACUCAACUAUUGACAGAGAGUAGACCCUUGAGAUUGUGA